Molecule: messenger RNA, 3347 nt
Organism: Camelus dromedarius (Arabian camel)
Lineage: Eukaryota; Metazoa; Chordata; Mammalia; Artiodactyla; Camelidae
Gene: P4HA2
Product: prolyl 4-hydroxylase subunit alpha 2
Exons: 16
Coding region: 321-1925 (534 amino acids)
Biological process (GO): peptidyl-proline hydroxylation to 4-hydroxy-L-proline
Cellular component (GO): endoplasmic reticulum
Molecular function (GO): L-ascorbic acid binding; protein binding; iron ion binding
Source: RefSeq, a predicted model, not a curated record
CGCCGGGGGUCGCGCCGCCUGCCGCUCGCCACGCUGUCCCGGCCGCAAGCCCGCGCCCUCCGCCCAGUUUCUACAGGCGUGUGGGUUCCUGUCCCGCCGCUGCGUUCCCUCCCCGAGCUCACGGCGGUGAGACACCCUUUUCAAAUCUGCGUGGAUUUGCCUCAAGAGCCGCGGAGUCUUGUGGUAUCUAGUUAACUGAUUCAACCAACGGACCCUCUGUGUGUCAGAAACUGCAAGGAGUUGCUAGCCCAGUGGGGCAGGCGGACUGGAAGACCAGGAGAGUCCAGGCCCACGGCAGUGUGACACUGCCUUCUGUGACCAUGAAAUUCUGGAUGUCCACGUUGCUGGUGGCAUGGUUUGGUGUCCUGGGCUGCGUGCGGGCUGAAUUCUUCACUUCUAUUGGGCACAUGACGGACCUGAUUUAUGCAGAGAAGGACCUGGUGCAGUCCCUGAAGGAGUACAUCCUAGUGGAGGAAGCCAAGCUCUCCAAGAUUAAGAGCUGGGCCAACAAAAUGGAAGCCCUGACCAGCAAGUCGGCUGCUGACCCUGAGGGCUACCUGGCCCACCCUGUGAAUGCCUAUAAACUGGUGAAGCGGCUGAACACAGACUGGCCUGCGCUGGAGGACCUUGUCCUGCAAGACUCGGCUGCAGGUUUUAUUGCUAACCUGUCAGUGCAGCGACAGUUCUUUCCCACUGAGGAGGAUGAAACAGGAGCCGCGAAGGCCUUGAUGAGGCUUCAGGACACAUACAAACUGGACCCAGACACGAUUUCCAAAGGGGAACUUCCAGGAACCAAGUACCAGGCAGUUCUGAGUGUGGAUGACUGCUUUGGGAUGGGCCGCUCAGCCUACAAUGAAGGGGACUAUUAUCACACAGUGCUGUGGAUGGAGCAGGUGCUAAAGCAGCUCGACGCUGGGGAGGAGGCCACCACAUCCAAGGCCCAGGUGCUGGACUACCUGAGCUAUGCCGUCUUCCAGUUGGGCGACCUUCACCGUGCCCUGGAGCUCACCCGCCGUCUGCUCUCCCUUGACCCGAGCCAUGAACGAGCUGGAGGGAAUCUGCGGUACUUUGAACGGUUGUUGGAGGAAGAAAGAGAAAAAAUGUUAUCAAAUCACACAGCUGUACUAGCAACCCAGGAAGGCAUCUAUGAGAGGCCUGUGGACUACCUGCCCGAGAGGGAUGUCUACGAGAGCCUCUGUCGUGGGGAGGGUGUCAAACUGACACCUCGAAGGCAGAAGAGGCUUUUCUGUAGGUACCACCAUGGCAACAGGACGCCGCAGCUGCUCAUCGCCCCCUUCAAAGAGGAGGAUGAGUGGGACAGCCCACACAUCGUCAGGUACUACGAUGUCAUGUCUGACGAGGAAAUCGAGAGGAUCAAGGAGAUUGCAAAACCCAAACUUGCACGAGCCACUGUUCGUGAUCCCAAGACAGGUGUCCUCACUGUCGCCAGCUACAGAGUUUCCAAAAGCUCCUGGCUGGAGGAAAAUGAUGACCCUGUUGUGGCUCGAGUGAAUCUUCGGAUGCAGUACAUCACAGGGCUAACAGUAAAGACUGCAGAAUUGUUGCAGGUUGCUAAUUAUGGAAUGGGAGGACAGUACGAGCCACAUUUUGACUUCUCCAGGAAGAAUGAGCAAGAUGCUUUCAAGCGUUUAGGGACGGGGAAUCGUGUGGCCACAUUCUUAAACUACAUGAGUGAUGUAGAAGCUGGUGGUGCCACUGUCUUUCCUGAUCUGGGGGCUGCAAUUUGGCCUAAGAAGGGCACAGCUGUAUUCUGGUACAACCUCCUGCGGAGUGGAGAAGGUGACUACCGAACGAGACAUGCUGCCUGCCCCGUGCUUGUGGGCUGCAAGUGGGUCUCCAAUAAGUGGUUCCACGAACGAGGGCAGGAGUUCUUGAGGCCGUGUGGAUCAACAGAAGUUGACUGACAUCCUUUUCUGCCUUUCCCCUUCCUGGCCCCACAGCCCAUGUUGUCUUCAAGUUCAACGUGACAGACCCCUCUGUAUGUUCCAGCCCCUGUCAGGAGGGUCUUUGGAGGAGUGAAUGUUUGUCUGGAGCAGAGAGUGGACUGGGGAAGGUCUUGGGUGACCUGAGUCCAAGCCUCUCCAGUCAGCCUGUGCUAUCUCUGGCCGCAAGGGUAGGUUGGAGUGGCUGCAGCAGAAUUGGGCUGUCUAGCACCUAGCAAGGUGCUUUUGUACCUCAGAUGCUUUAGGUGUGAGAUGUUUCAAUGAACCAAAGUUCUGAUACCUUGUUUACAUGUUUGUUUUUAUGGAAUUUCUACUAAUGUGGCUUUAACCAAAAAUAAAAUGUCCCUGCCAGAAGCCUUAAAGAGCCUUAUCUGGAGUGUUUUUUAAGAUGGAGAGCUUUUACCAAGUAGCAUUUCCUGUGCAUCUUCUCUGUGCAGGCAGAAUCUGGGUAGUAUUCAUUAGGCUCUAGAUCUGGUUUUGGCACUUUGUUUUUCCUCUAAGUGUCCUUUCUGGAAGGUGAGAGAGAUGGUCUCUCCUUGCCUUUUGGAGAACACAGAGAUCAUGUGUGUCCAUGAUUGUGAUGCUGUUAUAAUUUGAAAUUUUGAGACAUAUACACAGAAUUGUUUGUGACUCACAGAUGUACAGUUUAAAGAAUGUGAAGGUGAGUAUGAGCUCCCAUGUCACCACCACCCAGGUUAGAGAAGAGAUCAUUUUCAAAUUUACAUCUCAGGAGUCCCUAUGGGUCCCUCCUUGACCUGCCUCCACUACCUCGGUGGUAACCAUUGUCUGGUGAUUUGUAGUAGUUAUGCCUUUGCUUUUCUCCGUAGUUUUACUAUCCAUGCCUGUAUCCCUAAAUAAAUAGUAGUUACUUUGUUUUCUCUGAUUUUGAACUUUUUGUAAUGGAAUCAGAGGAUAUUUUGUUGAGUGGCCUCUUUCAUUUAACAGUCGUUUUUAGGAUUCAUCCACGUUGUCGUGCAACUGCAGUUUGUAUUUAUUUGUAUAGUUCAGUUUUGUUAAUGUAUAUUAUAGAACAAUACCAUAAUAUAGCUGAUAUACUGUUGAUAGACAUUUGAGUUGGCUUCAGUCUUGGUAUAUUAUGAAUAAUGCUGCUGUUGCAUUUUUGUAAGUGAUUCCUGGUGCACAUAAACACAUUUCUGUAGAAUAUAUAUCUAGACAAGGAAAUGCUGAGUGUUAGUAGGUGAACCUUCAACUUUACCAUUUAAUGUAUUCAAGAGCAGUUAUGCACGUUGCCACCAAGAGUAAAUAAGAGUUCUUGUUAUCCCAACCUUCUCCAGUAUCUGGUAUUGUCAUACUUUUGUAUUUUAGCUAGCUUGUUACAAGUAUAAUAUUAUCUAUUUUAACAUGAUUAUUAAUGACACUGAA